Messenger RNA from Penicillium mononematosum, 1791 nucleotides. Its product is annotated as Lectin C-type domain protein. The coding region runs from base 1 to 1791 and encodes 596 amino acids. The transcript is spliced from 2 exons. The record is from RefSeq and is a predicted model, not a curated record. NCBI's taxonomy places the organism in Eukaryota, Fungi, Ascomycota, Eurotiomycetes, Eurotiales, Aspergillaceae.
AUGUCUGUCCAAUAUGACUCUGCGGAAACCCUGUUAAACGCUACCUGGGUGGCUGUUCUACUGAGCGAACGAGAUGUCGCUGGUCAAAUUCCUCUUAACUAUGUGACGAACCCUGCUGUAUCACUGUCGACUGCCUGCUUCGGAAACGGCAUCUAUGAUCGAGAAGACGCUGCAAAAUGUUUCUCCAACCUCCUCUCAAUCGGGUACCGACGUCUUGUUGUCGAUCUAUAUUGGUCAGUCAACCGUAGGACUUGGUCUUUCUGCCCAGUUUCUGUUCCAGUCAAAUCUGGAGUGGCUGUAUCCUCAGAUAUCUCCAAUACAACUACAGCAACAGCUAGUGCGGACCCUGCGACUAUCACCGGUAAUGAUGAUUCACAUGGACACACUCUCUAUGAACUAGGCUCGUACAAGUGCACCGACGACAUUGAUCCAUACACCUUGACGGACGUACUUGUCGGUUAUUUCCGAGACACAAACUCCCGUUUGACCGUCUACACGACCUAUCUCGUUCUCAAUCUCCAUGUCGCCGCAAGUGACUCCACCCCAGAUGAGCCUGCUUCUACCAUAUCAGGAGGUCAAUUGCCAUCGGGAACUGAGCUAGCCGGCUCAAUCCUGGGAUCUGCCCUUGAUGACUUUAUUUAUAGCCCGGCUCAACUUACCUCGGACCGAAGCAAUUUAAACCAAUCAUGGUAUAAGGUUGAGCAGGGCUAUAUGCCCAUCACGGAGUACUUCACCGUUCAUGAAAAUGAAGCAGGUGAACAGAGUACCCCAGAUGGCUGGCCAUCAUCAAAGUACAUCCAGCUUGCGAAACGCGAUCGAGUGCUCAUUGAGUAUGGCUCUAUCGAUUCCCAACUGGUGGAUUACGAUCUGUCUACCGGAGAAAAUUUGGUCUUUCCUCCCGGAACCCUGACUUCUAGUGUGGAGGUAUCUGCAACCACCAACGGCACUCUCACUUCAGGCUGUCUAUAUGAACCUGGUCUUACACGCGUGUCUCAAACCAACUCUUCAUGGGCUAUAUCCAGUGGCAUCCCUGUCCCUGAUGGUCUUUCCACGGAUGAGACGAUGGCUUCGCUAUCGAAUGUUCUCUCUGACGUUACAGCUUGUGGUCUCUCGCCAACGCUCAACACCACCCUCUUCGGUCAGACUGCAGACCAGCAAGUUGAACAUUACCGUAAUGUCUCUCUCUCUUCUUCCUGGGCUUGGGCAAUUGGCGAGCCACACGAUGCGAAAUAUGGUGGCGGCGAUGGUGAUCCCAAGUAUGACCGCUGUGCGAUCAUGGAUCUAACCCUGGGAGGCCACUGGCGAUCCACGAACUGCACUGAUCAGCGGCAUGCCGCCUGUCGAAUCGGUAAUUCGCCUUUCUCCUGGGUGUUAUCAGACACGACCGAAUAUUUCUCCAACGUGUCGGACACUUGUCCACCAGGAUCAAGCUUCGCUGUACCACGCACCGGUCUCGAAAACACGUAUCUCUACAAUUACCUUCUCUCUCUGCCAGAGACAAAAGUCGACCUGAGUUCCACGGAUCCCGCCCGUCGAGAGGUCUUUUUGGACUUCAACUCAAUAGAUGUUACUUCCUGUUGGGUAUCCGGUGGUUAUGGGGCGAAGUGUCCCUAUGCCUCCGACCCACAGCAGCUCGAGCGCAGAACUGUCCUUGUCGCCGCAAUUGCGGGAAUCAUCAUUCUUAUUAUCACAGCUCUGACUUUCUUUGUCAAGUGCAACGCCAAUCGCCGGAAUUCCCGACGCAGAAAGCGUGUCAUCGAAGGAUGGGAAUAUGAAGGUGUUCCCUCAUGA